CCACUCCGAGGGUUUUAGUUGCAUUGCCAUCGCCAUUUCCAUUUCGAAAAGCCCUAGGGUUUUGCUUGGCCGACUCCUCUCUCGUGGUCGCAUCGCGGGAGAGCCGUGCCGUUUCUCUGAAGUUUGCAGCAAACUUUUGUAAUCAACCAUGGGUAAGGAGAAGGUCCACAUCAACAUUGUGGUCAUCGGCCACGUCGACUCCGGCAAGUCGACCACUACGGGCCACUUGAUCUACAAGCUUGGUGGUAUAGACAAGCGUGUCAUCGAGCGGUUCGAGAAGGAGGCGGCUGAGAUGAACAAGAGGUCCUUCAAGUAUGCCUGGGUCCUUGACAAGCUCAAGGCCGAGCGCGAGAGAGGUAUCACCAUUGAUAUUGCCCUCUGGAAGUUCGAGACCACCAAGUACUACUGCACGGUCAUUGAUGCCCCGGGACAUCGUGACUUCAUCAAGAACAUGAUCACCGGCACCUCCCAGGCCGACUGCGCUGUUCUCAUCAUCGACUCCACCACCGGUGGGUUCGAAGCCGGUAUCUCCAAGGAUGGUCAGACUCGCGAGCACGCCUUGCUCGCUUUCACUUUGGGCGUGAAGCAGAUGAUUUGCUGCUGCAACAAGAUGGACGCCACCACACCCAAAUACUCCAAGGCUCGUUAUGAUGAAAUUGUUAAGGAAGUCUCAUCCUACCUGAAGAAGGUCGGCUACAACCCUGACAAGAUCCCCUUCGUUCCGAUCUCGGGUUUUGAGGGCGACAACAUGAUCGAACGCUCCACCAACUUGGACUGGUACAAGGGCCCCACCCUGCUUGAGGCCCUCGACUUGAUCCAGGAGCCCAAGCGCCCGACCGACAAGCCCCUCCGCCUUCCUCUUCAGGACGUGUACAAGAUCGGUGGCAUUGGCACUGUCCCGGUGGGUCGUGUCGAGACCGGUGUUCUCAAGCCUGGUAUGGUUGUCACUUUCGGCCCAACCGGUCUGACCACUGAAGUCAAGUCCGUGGAGAUGCACCAUGAGGCUCUUCAGGAGGCCCUUCCUGGUGACAACGUUGGCUUUAAUGUUAAGAACGUUGCUGUUAAGGAUCUCAAGCGUGGCUUCGUUGCUUCCAACUCGAAGGAAGAUCCCGCCAAGGAGGCUGCGAGCUUCACCUCUCAGGUCAUCAUCAUGAACCACCCAGGCCAGAUUGGCAACGGCUAUGCCCCCGUCCUGGACUGCCACACCUCUCACAUUGCUGUUAAGUUUGCUGAGAUUCUCACCAAGAUCGACCGCCGAUCCGGUAAGGAGCUCGAGAAGGAGCCAAAGUUCUUGAAGAACGGUGAUGCCGGUUUCGUGAAGAUGAUUCCGACCAAGCCCAUGGUGGUGGAGACUUUCUCCGAGUACCCGCCCCUCGGUCGGUUCGCCGUUCGUGACAUGCGCCAGACGGUUGCUGUGGGAGUUAUUAAGAGCGUCGAGAAGAAGGAUCCCACCGGUGCCAAGGUCACUAAGGCUGCUGCUAAGAAGAAGUGAACAAUGGAUAUGGCAGAUGUUGAGAUCUUCGGGUGCUUCGUAUCAUUUAGCGUCGGUUUGGUUAUUCUUGUCGCGUGCUAUAGGUUUUGGUUAAUGCUGCUGGCAUUAUUGAGCAGCUUUUUACAGAACUGGGUACUUGAUAGGCGGUGGCAGGUCAAAGGCCUGAGUGUCUUAUCUAAUUUGAAGUACUUGAUUUCCUAUUAUAGAUUCUCUUAAAUAUUAUGAAUAUUAUUAUGUCAGUCCAAACACUUGAUUUCGAGUUAUUCAUUGCGUAUUGUUAAUCUUAAGUUUGCUGUCAAAAUUGCUCGUGUGGCUGAAAGAAAUUAUGUUUAUUGGCUU
Ananas comosus (pineapple) is the source of this 1831-nucleotide messenger RNA. RefSeq names its product elongation factor 1-alpha-like. Gene Ontology annotation, biological process: translation; translational elongation. The transcript has 3 exons. The coding region runs from base 149 to 1492 and encodes 447 amino acids. The record is from RefSeq and is a predicted model, not a curated record. Lineage: Eukaryota; Viridiplantae; Streptophyta; Magnoliopsida; Poales; Bromeliaceae. Gene Ontology annotation, molecular function: translation elongation factor activity; GTPase activity; GTP binding.